Molecule: messenger RNA, 1167 nt
Organism: Lotus japonicus
Lineage: Eukaryota; Viridiplantae; Streptophyta; Magnoliopsida; Fabales; Fabaceae
Exons: 2
Source: RefSeq, a predicted model, not a curated record
AUGGUCUUCGGGCGGUCAGACUUGAGGCCGUAUAAAGGAACCUUGGUAGGGUUUACAGGGGACCGUGUCACUGUUCGAGGAUAUGUGGAAAUACCAACUGCUUUUGGCGAAGGAGAGUUUGUAAAGAAAUUUCAAGUGAAGUACUUAGUCCUGGCGUGCAGAGCCAACUACAAUGCACUCUUGGGACGAGACACCCUCAACAAGCUAUGUGCGGUCGUUUCAACAGCUCAUUUGACUGUUAAAUAUCCAGCCUGCAAUGGAAAGGUUGGGGUAUUACAUGUGGACCAAAAUGCAGCAAGAGAAUGUUAUUUAAGAAGUGUGGCGCUUUAUGGGCGUAAGGCCGCCAAAGAAAGUCACAGAAUCACAGAAAUCUUUCCGCAAGAGGGAUUCAGUUUGGAUCCAAGAGACGAUGCUGAUGAUUUCCGCCCACAACCUCUGGAAGAAACCAAGCAAGUGCAAAUUAAGGAUAAAGAUUUAAAGAUUGGCCGCAGUUUGACAAAGGAACAAGAGGAAAGGUUGAUCACGCUGCUGGGUGAUAAUUUGGAUCUCUUUGCAUGGACCAUCAAUGAUGUACCAGGGAUUGACCCCAAUGUGAUCACUCACAAAUUGGCUAUUCGACCAGGGGCGACCCCAGUCAUCCAGCCAAGGCGGAGAAUGAGUGAUGAAAAGAAUAAGGCAGUACAAUUAGAGACAGAGAAACUAAUCAAGGCUCGCUUCAUCCGUGAGGUGCAGUACCCGACAUGGCUCGCCAAUGUUGUGAUGGUCAAAAAAUCCAAUGGGAAGUGGCGAAUGUGCACGGACUACACAAGCUUGAACAAAGUGUGUCCUAAAGAUUCAUAUCCACUUCCCAAUGUCGAUAAGCUUGUGGAUGGAGCGUCGGGGAAUGAACUUUUAAGUCUCAUGGAUGCUUAUUCGGGCUACAAUCAAAUCAUGAUGCAUCCAUCGGAUGAAGAGAGUACAACAUUUAUGACCAAUCAGGCGAAUUACUGUUACAAGACAAUGCCUUUUGGAUUGAAGAAUGCAGGAGCUACGUACCAACGGCUCAUGGAUAAAAUCUUUUCAAAACAAGUGGGCAGGAAUAUGGAGGUAUAUGUGGACGACAUGAUCGUAAAGUCCGCCAGGGCUAGUGAUCAUGGCGGCGAUCUUAAGGAAGCGUUUACUCAAUUA